GUCCAGUCGCUAGUCCCAACUGCGGCCAAAGCGAGUGCGACAGCAACAGCAGCACUAGCGGCACCUCCGAGGCACAGUCACUGGCUGACGUCACGUUCUCUCGAGAUGGCGGAGUCAGCAGGUUUCUGAGGCAGGCGGAUUGCUUUCUGGGUGGUGACAUUCAUUCAUAGAGGAUCAGCAGAUGCCUAAACAGGAGCACAAAGGGAUCUGAACUUGCAGAAGAAGUAGCAGUGGAAUAAACAGACUCCAAUGUGUUAUGGAAAUGCAAACUCCUAGAAGGCUGCAACUGCAAAUGUGUCAUUUGAAAAGUGACUCUUAUGCAGACAUAAUGAUCUGAAGGCUAACCAUAGCACGUCAGCUGUAACUUAAUACUAACAGUUGUCUGCACACUUUCAGUACUAAACCUACAGUCUAGCACAUGCCACUGACCACCAACCAUGUUUUUAAUGUAGGCUCGCUGAAUGAGGAGUGAUCACCUCAAGACAAAAUAUACCAAUGUGGAUUAUUUCCCAUUUUACAACACUGGCGAAUCAAUAACUGGUGCCUUAACAGUCAACGGCGAGUGUCUGAAAAUAUGGACCUGCCUUCUGUCUCUAGGAUGUAUCAACCAACAACAUUUAAUUAUGAGCGUCCUAGACAUUUUAUACAAUCACAGCCGAAAUGUCAAGUAGAAUCCAUGUCUCAAUCUACCAGUGAAGCCGUGCAUGCAGGCAGGUCACCGAAGAAAAUUUCUAUUUCAAUUCAGCCUCAGUCAUGUCCAUCACAAAAUAUGAGCUCUGCAGCCGCAGUUGUGUCCUCAGCAUUAAAUCAGUGUAGUAAAACAGAAGUUCAUUUACAGCCCCAAUCUUCAAACACUGCAUUACCUGGACAAGUAAAGGACCAUGGCAAAAAUAAAUCAACUGCAUUUCUCACAAUAUCACCAUCCAACAACAGUCAAAGUAAAACGAAGAUGAUGAAUACUGCUACAUCAAAUUUCCAAAAUGCAUCAGUAAAAACAGACUUAAGGCAAGAUCAGCAAGUAUAUGAAAGAGGGAUACAAGGAACAAAAGAUGCUUUGAUUCAAGACCUAGAAAGGAAGCUGAAAUGCAAAGAGAGUAUUCUGCACAAUGGAAACCAACGCUUAACAUAUGAAGAAAAGAUGGCUCGCAGGCUUCUUGGAGCACAAAAUGCUGCAUCAGUAUUUGAAGAUCACAUGGCAGACAGUGUUCAGGAUUCAAAGCAAACCAAAGACAGUGAAACAACGGCUAGCCUCCAACAACAAGAAAAAUACUUGAGGAAUAGAGGUUUACCAAGAGAAGAGUCAAAAUCAUCAUCCAUACAAGAAAAAUAUUUUCCACCGAGGUUUUUGCAAGUUCCAGAAGAUUUAACUGUUGAAGAAGGACAUUUCUGUCGAAUAGACUUUAAAGUGACUGGUGUGCCUGUUCCAGAUGUUUCAUGGUAUAUAAAUGGGAAAGUUGUUCAGGCUGAUGAUUUCCACAAAAUUAUAUUGUCUGAGAAAGGCGUUCAUUCAUUCAUAUUUGAAGUAGUUAAGACUUGUGAUGCAGGAUUGUACGAAUGCGUGGCAUCUAACCGCGCUGGAAAAUCAACAUUUACUUUGCAACUUACUGUACUAGCACAGGAACGCAAAAGGGCUCCAUGCUUUAUUCAAAAGCCAACAGCAUUAAAAGCAAUUGAAGGAGAGAAUAUAAAAAUAGAAUGUCUUGUCUCCGCCGUGCCACAACCGCAGAUAUUGCUGAAAAAAAAUAACGAGAUGCUACGUUAUAAUACUGACCGGAUCAGGUUAUAUCAGGAUGAUAGUGGAAGAGUUUCCCUUGUGAUAUACAACAUUAACAAAACAGAUGAUGGAUGGUACACUAUAUCAGCAGUGAAUGAAGCUGGCGUUGAAACUUGCCAUACGCGUCUUGAUGUUGCAACUCUUGUCAACAAACAGAUGCCAAGUGGGAAACAACUUAAUGUUAAACCAACGUUUAGCAAGUACUCGGCACUCAAUAUGAAAGGGUUGGAUGUGCAAGAGACUUAUUCACCGGAAUGGUACCAGAACUCCCAGCCUACGUACCCCGGACUUUUUGAAAGUGAAGAACUUUAAGUGACAGAUAUUGUGUAGUGAAUAUAUUCUAUCCUUUUAAAUAUUUAUGUGUUUCAUUGCUGUGUCAUUUUUAAAAAAAAAAAAAAAAAAACAACU
Molecule: messenger RNA, 2182 nt
Organism: Xenopus laevis (African clawed frog)
Lineage: Eukaryota; Metazoa; Chordata; Amphibia; Anura; Pipidae
Gene: myot.S
Product: myotilin S homeolog
Exons: 12
Coding region: 575-2086 (503 amino acids)
Biological process (GO): axon guidance; homophilic cell-cell adhesion; dendrite self-avoidance
Cellular component (GO): axon; plasma membrane
Molecular function (GO): cell-cell adhesion mediator activity
Source: RefSeq, a predicted model, not a curated record